AUGGCGGAUGGAUUGAACAACAGCACUUCGCAAAAGAGGCAACGUACGAGCAAACCUUCCGAUGAUACCGACGCGAAGAAAAAACGCACGGCGACACUGCUGGAUCUGGAUGCUAUCGACUGUUCCCGUUUGCUUCGAUGCUUUGAGCAUUCCUAUCUUCCAGGCGAAGAUGCGCAACGUGAUCCUUACUCACUCUUUCCCGCAAUAGAGCUAUGGAGCAUGUUCUUGAACUACUUAGAGUCCCAUGUCCAAAUGCAGAAUUUGGCUGCUCUGAGAGUUUCUCUUAUGCUGAAAGAUCAACACAUUAAUUUAGACAAGUGCGCUUUCGCCCAACGUGCUUGCCCUUUCAGCAGCUGCGACUUCAUUGGCUCUUCGUUGGGUAUAUAUGAACACAGCGUUGCUAAACACUGUAAAACCUCACGCAUGUUUGAUUGUGAAUGGCCUGUGUUUGUGUGCCCGUCAAUUUGUGAGAGGAUCAUUCUCAAGGAACGGACUACUGCCGAAGGAGAAGGAGAAGGAGAAUUUGUGGUUGUGGAGUGUUUCGACACGUCACAGGGUCGAAUAAUCUAUGCUAGCUGUAUCGGACCAGGAACAGAGAAGUUCUCCUACAGCUUGAAGUUUCAUUUCUCUGACGGUGAUCUCUUGCGGUUUGAAUCACGUCUCAAGAGAGUUUGCGAAGUGAGCAAUGAACCACCAGAUGAGCCUUUUAUGAUGGUUCCUUCACGCAUGUGCCCUGACUACAAGUUGCAAAUAAGCAUCAGACGGAAGACUUCUUAA
Molecule: messenger RNA, 777 nt
Organism: Thlaspi arvense
Lineage: Eukaryota; Viridiplantae; Streptophyta; Magnoliopsida; Brassicales; Brassicaceae
Source: the annotation of a GenBank genome assembly